Molecule: messenger RNA, 1922 nt
Organism: Bombus pascuorum
Lineage: Eukaryota; Metazoa; Arthropoda; Insecta; Hymenoptera; Apidae
Product: odorant receptor 13a-like
Exons: 6
Coding region: 483-1703 (406 amino acids)
Biological process (GO): detection of chemical stimulus involved in sensory perception of smell; sensory perception of smell
Cellular component (GO): plasma membrane
Molecular function (GO): odorant binding; olfactory receptor activity
Source: RefSeq, a predicted model, not a curated record
AAUUCGUUGCUGUACAUUACACGUAAAUUCUCAAUGAAUAAAUAAGAGUAUCGAUUAUCUAUUGACCCAUAUCUGUUUGUAUACGCGUUCGUAUCCCACAAUUAGCAAUAAAGAUAUUCACAGAUUUUUCACUAUCACUGAAUUAACGAACUCUUUCAAAAUCAAAUCUUCUUUUCUUAAAACAACACACAAGACGUCAACGUUCUUCGACAGACUACAUACAUAUAUUAAUCUUCUACUUCCCUGUCGCCACAUCCAACUGCCACCCACCACUCAGCCCCACACGGUGAGUUUUAAAUCAUGCAUAACUGGUUGAUCGCAUGCAUUACGCAAAAUAUAAGGCGUACGAAUGAGGAUAGAGGACGAUUGGAAGAUCAAAGGCACGAUAUAUCGAUGCAAUUGCUUUCGAAACUUUUCGAUAAUUAAUAGACUGACUUCCCUAUAAAUUCCAAAUCGGUGUGUCUGAUCGUUUGAAAUUCAAUAUGAGCUUGAAAUAUCAUAAAGACGUUUCUUUCAGCGUAGCAGUUUUCUAUCUAAAGAUCGUCGGCUUGUGGUUAAGCACUAGCCUCGUUGAGAAAUGGUUCAGAAAUGCCUUAGUGACGUAUACUGUUCUCGCAAUUAUCUUUAGUAUGUGGAUACAAUUGAGGGGUCUUUAUUUCUCUUGGGGAGAUUUUAGCGUCAGCACUUAUAUCGCGUGCAAUAGUUUGGGACUAUUCAUGGAUCUAUUUAAAUUGUUAAUUAUAUUUAUACAUAAGAAAAAGUUUCUCUAUUUAAUCGUGUAUAUGCAGAAGAAUUUCUGGCAUUUCAACUACAAUCAAUAUGAAAAAUCGGUCCUAGCAGAUGCGAAACGAAUGUGCAUCUACUUCGUCUGCGUCUUCUCGUUUCUCUCUCAAUCUACUAUCUUUAGUUACAUCUUCAGACCACUAAUAUCAAAUAUCGGGAAGAACGAGUCAGAUAGGGUACCUAUAUUUCAUAUGUACUUGGACCUACCAUUGAAUGUCUCGCCAUAUUACGAAAUGACGUACUUGAUACAGGCUUUGACUUUGUAUCAGGUCGGCGUAUGUUAUCUUUGCGUCGACAAUAUAUUUUGCAUUAUGUGCUUACACGUAGCUAGUCAGUUUCGCAUAUUACAAUACAGAAUGGCCAAUGUGCUAAGCCUGAAAGACAAAGUUAAAUUUGAUCAAGAUACAAAUCUGGAUUUUUCGGGUGAAUUUUACGCCUUGUUUAGAAAAUGCAUUCAACAGCAUCAAGCUCUCAUUGGAUUCUGUACCUCGCUCGAAGAGAUAUUUACAGUAAUUAUACUCGGACAAGUGUUAACGUUUAGCAUAUUGAUUUGUUUCGUCGGAUAUCAAGCGCUUCUGGUGAAGCUGUCACUUUCAUGGCGCAUUUCUCUCGUAUCUUUCUUAACGACUAACAUAUGUCAGCUAUGGAUCUUCACGUACAGUUGUAAUGCCCUAGCACAAGAAAGCAUGAACACUGCUAAUGCUGCGUACGCCGCACCAUGGAUAUAUUUACCAAUGGACAAGUUUGGAAAAAUGGCACGAAAGGAUUUGCAACUCGUACUCAUGAGGUCGAGACGAGCCUGUUAUCUCACCGCCUGUGGCUUCUUUCCUAUAUCCCUGGAAACUUUCACCAAGAUUAUGAGCUCCGCAAUGUCAUAUUUCACUAUACUAAAACAGCGAACCGUGGAUACGAUAGAAUAAUUCCUCCAGUUUUCAUUUUAUACACGUACACGUUUAAGUAACGUUGAAAGCGAAAAAUUUGUUCGUUUUGAUUUAAAAACGUUAUUAUCGCAAAUCUAUGAAACCUUUAAAAUAUUAAGAUAAAUGGUUAGAAGAAAUUUGAUUAUAUAAAAUACGUAAAUUAUAAUGCGUCCACAGGAUUUGUAACAAGAUAGUAAUAAAGUUAAAUAGAAAGAACAA